This is a messenger RNA of Lathyrus sativus (Indian pea), 501 nucleotides long. The record is from the annotation of a GenBank genome assembly. Lineage: Eukaryota; Viridiplantae; Streptophyta; Magnoliopsida; Fabales; Fabaceae.
AUGUUUACUUCAAUUUCGAAUCAUCGAAGGAUACACGACGUGUUCCUCAACUUCAGAGGCAAAGACACUCGUCGAAAAAUAGUUUCUCAUCUCUACGCUGCCCUAAAAAAUGCCGGAAUUAACACUUACAUCGACAAUCAGCUUUUCAAGGGUACAGAGCUGGGAUAUCAACUAUUGAGAGGAAUAGAAAACUCUCGUAUAGCUAUCAUUGUUUUCUCCAAAAACUACACUCAAUCUAGUUGGUGUCUUAACGAGCUUCAAAAAGUCAUGGAAUGUCACAGAACUUCUGGCCAAUUGGUUCUCCCUGUGUUUUAUAACGUUGACCCUUCGGUAGUUCGUCACCAAAAGGGUGAUUUUGGAAAGGUUUUGAGGGCCACUGCAAAAAAAGUAUACUUUCGCUCAGAAGGAAAAGAAAAGAUGGAAAAUAUGUUGUCAAAUUGGAGCACUGCACUCACCCAAGCUGCUUAUUUGUCUGGUUGGAAUGUCACCGAAUACAGGUAA